This is a messenger RNA of Aspergillus mulundensis, 1107 nucleotides long. Its product is annotated as magnesium transporter CorA family protein. Gene Ontology annotation, molecular function: magnesium ion transmembrane transporter activity. Gene Ontology annotation, biological process: intracellular magnesium ion homeostasis; magnesium ion transmembrane transport. Bases 1 to 1107 code for a protein of 368 amino acids. The transcript is spliced from 2 exons. Gene Ontology annotation, cellular component: plasma membrane. NCBI's taxonomy places the organism in Eukaryota, Fungi, Ascomycota, Eurotiomycetes, Eurotiales, Aspergillaceae. The record is from RefSeq and is a predicted model, not a curated record.
AUGAUCCUCCAAAACAACACCCAGUUCACCUACUUCCCCUGCCCGACCCAGGAGGCCAAAACGGCCUCAAGCUGGGAAGACCUAGCCCCAUACUUCGACAUCACAAAAGGCAAAGCCCCAGAAGGCCUCUGGUGGCUGGACGUCUCCUCCGCCACAGCAUCAGACGUAACUGCCAUCGCCCGCAGCCUCUGCAUCCACCCGCUCACAAUCGAGGACAUCGUCUUCCAGGAACCGCGCCAGAAGAUCGAGACGUUUCCGGGGUAUUAUCUCAUCUCGCUCCGGACGCUGGCGUCAACGUUCGACAGUGAAGACGAUGCAGAGCCAAAAGAGCCAGACCAGCUCCCACCGACUCCGUCCCAUCCCACAAUGCUAUACAUCCUCGUCUUCACCAGCGGCACGGUAACGUUCUCCCCUAGCGGCUGCGACCACGCAUCCCGAGUCCGAAGCCGGAUCUCUCGAGUCCACGACAGGUCCAUCCUAUCCAGCGACUGGAUCUGCUACGCCUUGUUUCUCAGCGACGAAGUAAUCGACAGCUUCGCGCCGUACAUGGAAACAACAUCGCGGCAAUCCGAAAGCAUCCAAGACAGCAUCUUCACAGCGCGAGACGCCGACAUGGGUCCGCUAAUGCAGCGGAUCUACACCAUCCGCAAGCGAAUAAACCACCUGACGCACUCACUCUCGGGAAAAUCCGACGUGCUGAAUGGAUUCGUAAAGCGGUUCCACAGCAGGACAAAUAUGAUGCAGCAUAGCUUUCCAGAAGGCGAUCUACUCGUCUACCUCAGCGACGUCCAAGACCACCUCGUCACAAUCCUGGCCGAACUCUCGCACCUCGACGAGAUCACAAGCCGGCUGCAGAGCAACUUCCUCGCGCAAACGGGGGUGAAUAACAUGCGGCUGAGCGUGCGGCUGAACGACGGGUUGAGCAAGGUGACGGUGCUGGCGACGAUCUUCGUGCCGCUGCAGAUGAUCACGGGGCUGUUUGGGAUGAAUGUCACGGUGCCCGGGCAGGAUGUCGCGUCGCUGGUGUGGUUCUUUGGGAUUGUGGGCGUUUUUGCGGCGGUUGUUCUUGGGGCUUGUUUUGUUGCGGUGCGGAUGAGGUUGUUGUAG